UCAGUAUACGAUCGAAAGUGAAAGUGAUCACACAUCCAUCCCAGUCGUCGUGCUUAGAACGUUCAGUGUAGUUGCUUGGGAAGAAUGUUGUCGGUUUUGUCACGCUGUGCGCCGCGGGGGAGGAGCGUUCCGGCGGUAUCUAUGCUGCAUCGCUAUGCUUCAACCGGAGGAGGGGAGCCGAGCAAAACGGCUCUGUACGAUUUUCAUCAAAGCCACGGGGGAAAGUUGGUCGAUUUUGCUGGCUAUUGGUUGCCAGUUCAGUACAACGAUCUGAGUAUUAUCAAGUCCCAUCUGUACACUCGGGAGUACGGGUCAAUAUUUGACGUGUCGCACAUGUUGCAGACUUACUUGAAAGGCAAAGACGUCAUCAGCUGCUUCGAAUCGGUUUGUACUGCUGAUAUCAAGGGACUGAAGAAUGGAACUGGAACGUUAACCGUGUUUACCAAUGGAAAGGGAGGAAUUUUGGAUGAUCUGAUUGUGAACAGAGUUGCCGAUGACACACUGUACGUGGUUUCCAAUGCAUCACGCAAGGAAACGGAUAUGGCCGUUAUGUCUGAUGCUGUGGCAUCCUUCCAAGCCAAAGGCAAAGACGUUUCAGUGGAAUUUCUCUCCAGUGACGACCAAUCACUGUUGGCACUUCAAGGCCCCAGUGCCGUUUCCGUGCUCCAGAAGCUUUGCACCAAAGACCUUUCGCGAUUGUACUUCAUGAACAGCACAACCGACAGCAUUGCCGGUGUGGAAAACUGCCGUAUCACCCGAUGUGGAUACACCGGUGAAGAUGGUGUAGAAAUUUCGAUCCCCUCUGCCGCAGCCUCCGACAUCGCAUCCGCGCUGUUGGAGCAGAAAGUAGGCAAUCUUAAACUGGCUGGUCUUGGCGCACGUGAUUCCCUCCGGCUGGAGGCCGGUCUCUGUUUGUACGGAAACGACAUCGACGAAUCAACGACUCCCAUCGAGGCCGGUCUGCUCUGGCUGGUGGCAAAACAGCGUCGUGCAGAGAACAACUUCCCCGGGUCGGACAAGAUCCUCAAUCAAAUUAAAAACGGAGUCACCCGACGCCGGGUUGGGUUCAAGAUGUCGGCCGGAUCGGCUCCUGCGCGGCAGCAUGUGGAAAUUUUCGACAACGAGCAUCACAAAAUCGGCGAGAUCACCAGCGGCUGUCCGAGUCCGUGCCUGCAGCAAAAUAUCGCCAUGGGAUACAUCCGGGAGGUGUCGAAAAAGGUGGGAACGGAAGUGACGCUCAAGAUUCGCGAUAAGUUCUACCACAGCCAGGUCGCCAAGAUGCCAUUCGUCGCGACACACUACUAUCAACCACCGAAAUAAAAUUGCUUGGAUUGUUUGUUCAUGUCUAACUGCAUGAUUUGGCGCGUGUA
Ochlerotatus camptorhynchus is the source of this 1370-nucleotide messenger RNA. Its product is annotated as aminomethyltransferase, mitochondrial. Gene Ontology annotation, molecular function: protein binding; aminomethyltransferase activity. Lineage: Eukaryota; Metazoa; Arthropoda; Insecta; Diptera; Culicidae. The record is from RefSeq and is a predicted model, not a curated record. Gene Ontology annotation, cellular component: mitochondrion. Gene Ontology annotation, biological process: glycine catabolic process. The transcript is spliced from 3 exons. Bases 85 to 1320 code for a protein of 411 amino acids.